Molecule: messenger RNA, 486 nt
Organism: Necator americanus (New World hookworm)
Lineage: Eukaryota; Metazoa; Nematoda; Chromadorea; Rhabditida; Ancylostomatidae
Exons: 1
Coding region: 1-486 (161 amino acids)
Source: RefSeq, a predicted model, not a curated record
AUGGUACUGUGCGACAAGAAAGUCCCUGUUCGACUGAAGUCGAAGAUCUACAGGACGGUUGUGCGUCCUGUUGCCCUUUACGGAUGCGAGUGCUGGCCGACGACGAAAGCCUUGGAAAGAGUGCUGCACGCUAUGGAGAUGCGGAUGUUGAGGUGGACGAUAGGUGUAACGCUAAAAGAGAAAGUAUCCAACGAUACUGUACGUUCCAUCUUCGGCAUCGUCCCGAUAACUGAGAAGAUGAAUGAGGCGCGACUGAGAUGGUUUGGUGAAGUCUUGCGGCGGGAGGAAGAUUCUGUUGCCAAAACCGUUCUGAAGCUCGACGUUUCAGGAGUGAGGCCGCGUGGGAGGCCAAAGAUUCGCUUGUUAGACCGUGUGAAACUGGAUAUGAUAGAUGAACGUUUAUGUGCGGCUGAUGCAAUGGAUAGAACAAAAUGGAAGACAAGAAGCAGAAAAGCGGACCCUGCAACAACGCGGGACAAACGCUAG